Molecule: messenger RNA, 411 nt
Organism: Penicillium manginii
Lineage: Eukaryota; Fungi; Ascomycota; Eurotiomycetes; Eurotiales; Aspergillaceae
Product: DNA-directed RNA polymerase core subunit RPC19
Exons: 4
Coding region: 1-411 (136 amino acids)
Biological process (GO): DNA-templated transcription
Cellular component (GO): RNA polymerase III complex; RNA polymerase I complex
Molecular function (GO): DNA binding; DNA-directed RNA polymerase activity; protein dimerization activity
Source: RefSeq, a predicted model, not a curated record
AUGCCUGCCUCCGUCCACGCCGAAGAGCCGCAAGAGGUCGACCAGUCCAUGCUCGACGCUGAGCCUGAGGUCGACCCCAUCAUGCUAGAGGAGAAGCGCGUCAUCGUGCUCCCCGGUUCCUCUGAAACAUCCGCCUCGUUUCAGUUCGAAAAUGAAGGCCACACCAUGGGCAAUGCCUUGCGAUACGCCAUUAUGAAGAAUCCCGCCGUCGAGUUCUGCGGAUAUACCAUCCCCCACCCCUCCGACCCAAAAAUGCACCUCCGCAUCCAGACAACUGAUAACACGACCGCACUGGAAGCGUUGGAAAAGGGCUUCAGCGACCUGAUGGACCUCUGCGACGUUGUUACGGAGAAAUUCACCGAUGCGAGGGAUCAAUUUAAUGAGGAGAAUGCCAAUCGCAUGCAAUCUUGA